Molecule: messenger RNA, 3051 nt
Organism: Monodelphis domestica (gray short-tailed opossum)
Lineage: Eukaryota; Metazoa; Chordata; Mammalia; Didelphimorphia; Didelphidae
Source: RefSeq, a predicted model, not a curated record
CCGGGUGCCUUCAGGAUUCUUUGGUUUAGCUGCGGUAGAUAAAUCACCAUUGUCCCGGGAGCCCCCCGGGGGCACUCCUAUCCUGAAGAUAAACAUGACUGGAAGAGCCAGAGUGAGAGCCCGAGGAGUCUACAGAAGUUCAGAAUCCAGGCUAUCUGGACAAUCGCAGUCUUCGGCAUGGAGUCAUCUUGCUGCGAAAGACAGAGAAGCUGCGACCAGCUCUGGUCUCCUGGGAAUUAAGAGGAUUCCACAGAAAUCUGAAGAAGGCAUAUCUGCUGGAGAUGGGGCCGAAUGUACUCUUGUCCAAAGAGGAGGGAGAACCCAGCACAGAAAUUUUCUGGAAUUGGGAAUCCACACCAGAGAGAAGUUGGAACACGUCAAAGACUGUAAAACAGGUACCAGUGGUGCUCCGGUGAAACUGGUCACUAACAUCUUUAAUCUAGCUUUGCCCAGAGAGUGGCAUCUCUUCCAGUACCAUGUGACCUUCAGUCCUGAGUUAGCAUCCAAACGCCUGAGAAUUGCCUUGCUUUGCAGUCACAGUAAAUUCCAGAAAAAGGCCAAAGUCUUUGAUGGUUCCAUACUUUUUCUAUCAGAAAAGCUAGAAGAAAAGGUCACAACAUUGUCAGGUGAAACUAGACCAGGCAUUUGUAUAACAAUUACUGUUACAUUAACCAGUGAGCUGCCAUCGUGCUCCCCUGUGUGCAUUCAGUUUUUCAAUAUUAUCUUCAGAAAGAUCUUAAAGAAGCUGUCUAUGUACCAAAUUGGACGGAACUUCUACAGCCCUGUAGAUCCAGUGGAAAUUCCUCAACACAAACUGUCCCUGUGGCCUGGAUUUGCCAUUUCUGUCUCACAGCUUGAAAAUAAGCUCAUGUUUACUGCCAACGUGACCCAUAAAGUCUUGCGCAAUGAGACCGUUCUGGAAUUCAUGACCGAUCUCUAUAACAGGAAGGACAAGUCACGCUUCAUAGAGACGUGUGAAAAGGAGUUGCUCGGAUCCGUUGUCCUCACCAGGUACAAUAACAAAACGUACCGGAUCGAUGACAUUGACUGGUCUGUGAAACCGACCGACACCUUUCAGAAACGAGAUGGCACCAGGAUCACCUAUUUUGAUUAUUAUAAACAGCAAUAUGAUAUCAAGUUGUCCGACCUAAACCAGCCAAUGCUUGUUAGUCAGUUGAAACGUAAGGGAACUGGCAAUGAGGAAGCCCGGAUUGCUCACCUGAUUCCUGAGCUCUGCUAUUUUACAGGUUUGAGCAAAAGAAUGACUUCAGAUUUCCGCUUGAUGAAAGACCUGGCUACAAAUACUCAUCUAAACCCUCUUUUAAGGCAACAGAGAUUAUCUAGACUUGCUGAUAACAUUCAGAGAAACAAGGAGGCUCGUUUUGAACUAGAGACCUGGGGACUACAGUUUGGAUGCCAGAUGUCUCUCACAGGCCGAGUAGUACCUUCAGAAAAAAUACUAAUGCAGGACACUAUAUGUCAGCCCAUGUCUUCUGCUAAUUGGUCGAAGGACAUGCGCAACUGCAAGCUAUUGGGAGCACGGGCUUUGAACAACUGGCUAAUCGUGUGUAGCCACAGAAAUGAAGAUGUAGCCGAGAACCUCCUGAAUUGCUUGAGAAGAGUGAGCGGUCCUAUGGGAUUUCACAUUGAGAAGCCCAAAAUCACAAAAGUACAAGAAAACACAACUGCAUUUAUACGAGCAAUACAACAGCAUACAAAUCUUGACCUACAAUUGGUAAUGUGUAUCCUUCCUUCAAAUCAGAAGGACUGCUAUGAUUCAAUUAAAAGAUUUUUGAGCCUGGAUCAUCCAGUCCCAAGUCAAUGUGUUCUAGCUCGAACCCUGAUCCGGCAGGGAAUGAUGAUGAGUAUCGCCACAAAGAUUGCAAUGCAGAUGGUUUCCAAGCUUGGAGGAGAGUUGUGGGCAGUAGAGAUACCGCUCAAGUCGCUCAUGGUUGUUGGGAUUGAUGUCAACAAAGAAGCAUGUGCUAAAGGACGUUCGGCAGUCGGAUUUGUAGCCAGCAGCAACUCCAGAAUUACUAGGUGGUUUUCCCGUUGUAUCCUUCAGAACACAAAGACGAAUAUUGCAGAUUGUUUGAAAGUUUGCAUGAAAGGAGCACUUGACAAAUGGUAUAGAUAUAAUCAUUGUUUUCCAACACGCAUCAUAGUAUAUCGUGAUGGUGUUGGGGAUGGUCAGCUACAGACCAUUGUGGAUUAUGAAGUUCCACAGCUACUGAGCAGCCUCAGAGAUUCCAAUCCUAAUUAUAGCCCCAAAGUGUCAGUGAUUGUGGUGAGAAAGUCGUGCAUGCCCAGAUUCUUUACUGAAAUGAACAGCACACUGCAAAAUCCACCACUGGGUACUGUGGUAGAUUCGGAGGCAACACGUCCUGAAUGGUAUGAUUUUUACUUGAUCAGUCAGGCUGCUUAUCAGGGAACUGUUACUCCAACAUAUUAUAAUGUGAUCUACGAUGAUAAUGGAUUAAAACCAGACCACAUGCAGCGGCUGACCUAUAAGUUAUGCCACCUCUAUUACAACUGGCCUGGCUUAAUUAAGAUCCCAGCACCAUGUCAGUAUGCUCAUAAACUGACCUUUUUGGUGGGACAAAGUAUCCACAGAGAACCCAGCAUGGAAUUAGCUGACUAUCUUUUCUACCUGUGAUGAAGAGAGCACUUAGCCCCACGGGGAGAACCAUUUCAGUUGUGAUUCUUUGUACAGACUUCUUGUCAUCUCCGGCCCAUCAAGGUGAUAAGACAACCGAGUUCUGUUUCAUUUCCAAAGAGAACUAGAGUGUGGAAAGGUCUCAUAAAAAGUUCCUCUUCUUUCAGUGACUAGGAAAAACCCUCAGUGUGGUAAAGGGUAGUUCAUGCCUCCUGUUACCUGUAAUGGAUGAAACACCACUAACAUCUCCAACAAGGGAGGCUUUGAGUCUGGGUGUUUAUAGAAGUUUGUGGGUGAAACCAAUGGGCCUCGGGUUUUAUUCAGCAUUUAAAGAGGAACUUUUUUGUGAACCCUAUUUUCCUAUGUUGUUUUGGUUAAAAUAAAUAAAAGCUACU